Molecule: messenger RNA, 394 nt
Organism: Scutellospora calospora
Lineage: Eukaryota; Fungi; Glomeromycota; Glomeromycetes; Diversisporales; Gigasporaceae
Source: the annotation of a GenBank genome assembly
CAUUCUUAUAUAUCCUUUAUUGGUGAGAUAUUUUGAGAAACGUGGAGAAAACAUUGAUGUUGCCAGUAAAAAGACAAAAUCAAUUCGAAUUUUUAUUCUAAUAACGCUUUCUAUAUUAUUGAGUGUCGGUGUGGUAAUUCAAACUCCUAAUGCUAUGGCAUUUGUUUCUGAAAGAUUUGGUGUUUAUGACUCUUUUAUUUUUAUUUAUCCGCCUUUUGACUGGCUACCUCUUGUAAUUUAUGGUGUUGCCUUUGCUUUAUUCAUGUCACGGCAUGCCAACGACACAUCAUAUAAUAUUCGUCUCAAUAUGAAAGCAGCUUUUAUACUUCAUGCACUUUUUCUCUUAAUUCGAAUUCCUGGAAAAUUUGGAAACAUAAAUCCUGAACUUUUACCA